Molecule: messenger RNA, 588 nt
Organism: Clunio marinus
Lineage: Eukaryota; Metazoa; Arthropoda; Insecta; Diptera; Chironomidae
Source: the annotation of a GenBank genome assembly
AUGUAUGUACAUUUAUUUGGAAUACAAGUCGACAUUCGGGGACAUGAUAUCAAGAGAAUAUGUAGAAUCGCCCUAGGAAUUCCACGACAUGUGAAGAGCCUUACCCCCGUUGAUUUAUGGCUGUUCACUAGUUUAUGUCAUAAUAUUUUUCGAAAAUCUCCGCAAAAAGGGUUAGCUCAAGAAAAUUUAAUCGUUAAGUCACAAGAACCGGAAAACCUAUUCAGAAAAUCACUAUGGCAACUUAAAUUACAAAUAAAACUGAAAAUUUUCCGAAGCGCGUUGAAUGAAAAGUUUACGAUUACAAUGAAAAGUUCUGAUAUGUUAUUACUAAUUUGGGGAAAUAAUAAAUCUCUUUUAAUCAUAAAUAACCGGAAAACUACCCUCAUCAUAUCUUUGAAGCUGUUGGAAAAUGUAAAAAAAGAAGGAGGAAAAUGGUUUUUAUUUAGGAAAAUUUUUGCAAACACUCGAAGCUUGAAGGAACUUCAUGAGUUUGCCUCAACAAUUAUGAAAGUGAGAAGUUGUUUAAACAACAGAAAAAAAGUGAAUGAUGUUAGACAAACAUCCAUAGUCACUGCAUUGAAAUAUUAA